Molecule: messenger RNA, 960 nt
Organism: Scomber scombrus (Atlantic mackerel)
Lineage: Eukaryota; Metazoa; Chordata; Actinopteri; Scombriformes; Scombridae
Gene: anxa5a
Product: annexin A5a
Exons: 12
Coding region: 1-960 (319 amino acids)
Biological process (GO): negative regulation of coagulation
Cellular component (GO): cytoplasm
Molecular function (GO): calcium ion binding; calcium-dependent phospholipid binding
Source: RefSeq, a predicted model, not a curated record
AUGUUCCUAUGGGCAUACAGAGGCAGCGUCAGACCUUUCGUCAACUUCAAUGCCAAACAUGAUGCUGAAAUCCUCCAUAAAGCCAUGAAAGGAAUCGGCACUGAUGAAGAUGUGAUCUUGAUGCUUCUGACGGCACGCAGCAACGAUCAACGCCAGCAAAUUAAAGCAGCGUACAAAAAGGCAUAUGGAAAGGAUUUGGUCAGUGCACUGAAAUCGGAGCUUGGUGGGUUGUUUGAGAGUCUGAUUGUGGCCUUGAUGACCCCGCCUGUCUUAUACGAUGCCUCCCAACUACACAAGGCUCUCAAGGGUGCAGGGACUGAUGACGAAGUGCUGAUUGAGAUCCUGGCAUCCAGGACCGGCGAACAGAUUAAAGAUAUCGUCAAAGUGUACAAGAAAGAGUUCAGCAGCAAACUGGAGAAAGAUAUCUGCAGUGACACUUCAGGGCACUAUCAGAAACUACUAGUGAUCCUCCUGCAGGGGAGCAGGGAGGAGGGAGUAGACGAGGAAAAGAUUGAGAAAGACGCCAAGAACUUGUAUGCUGCCGGAGAGGGAAAGUUUGGCACAGAUGAGGAAAAAUUCAUCACAAUUCUUGGCAACAGGAGCGCUGAGCAUCUCAGAAAAGUGUUUGAUGCCUACAAGAAGCUCUCAGGCUCGGACAUAGAGGACAGCAUUGAAGGAGAGACCACUGGGAAUCUGGAGAACUUACUGCUCGCCGUGGUGAAAUGUGCCAGGAGUGUCCCAGCUUUUUUUGCUGAAUCUCUGUAUAAAUCCAUGAGGCGCGCUGGAACUGAUGAUGGCACCCUGAUGAGAAUAAUGGUGUCGAGGAGCGAAGAGGACAUGCUGGACAUAAGAGUCAACUUCAAAAAGAACUAUGAAGUCUCUCUCUACUCCACCAUCCAGGAGGACACCAGUGGAGAUUACCAGAAGGCUUUACGCUACCUCUGUGGUGGAAAUGAUUAA